AGCAGCUGAGUGACAAGUCAGACAAAGAGAGCGUCCGAGCGCCUUUCCUCAGCAGCUCGCGUCUUCUUCGCUUCUCAGGUUUCUAUGUAGAUGCUGCUGUGUGUGUGUGUGAGUGUGUGAGACAGACUGCGUGACAUGUCUGAGGAGGAUUUUUAGUGACAUCGAACAGCAAAAUGGAUUUCCAUCAGAGGGCAGCUCUGGAUAUCUCCACCAAGAACCCUCAGGACGAUUUUGAGAUCCAGCUGAGAGUCGGAGGAGGAACCUACGGGGAGGUUUACAAGGCACGGAACAAGCAGAAUGGAGAGCUGACAGCUAUCAAAGUUAUCAAGAUGGAGCCAGAGGACGAUUUUUCUAUCAUCCAGCAGGAAAUCAUCAUCGUAAAGAGCUGCAAGCACCGCAACAUCGUGGCAUAUUAUGGCAGCUACAUUCGAGCUAACAAACUGUGGAUCUGUAUGGAGUUCUGCGGCGGAGGCUCCCUCCAGGAUAUCUACCACGUGACGGGUCCUCUGUCCGAGCCACAGAUAGCCUACAUCUGCAGGGAGAUGCUACAGGGCCUGGAGUACCUGCAUGCAGAGAGGAAAAUCCACAGAGAUAUUAAGGGUGCCAACAUCCUCCUCAACGAUCAGGGCGAGGUCAAGUUGGCUGAUUUUGGGAUCUCAGCUCAGAUCACGGCCACGCUCGCUCGCAGGAUGUCCUUCAUCGGGACGCCGUAUUGGAUGGCCCCAGAGGUCGCAGCUGUGGAGAUUAAAGGCGGGUACAAUGAACUUUGUGACAUCUGGUCUGUGGGCAUCACAGCCAUCGAGCUCGCAGAGCUGCAGCCUCCGAUGUUUGAUGUCCACCCACUGAGAGUGCUGUUUCUCAUGUCCAAGAGCGGCUACCAGCCUCCUAAACUGAAGGACAAGUCAAAAUGGUCAUCCAAUUUUUACAACUUUGUGAAGGCCAUGCUGGUGAGGAACCCCAAGAAGAGACCGAGCGCCACCAAGAUGCUCACACACACCUUUCUGACCCAUCAGUGCCUGAACCAGGAGCUGACCCUGGACCUGCUGGAGAAGUACCGACACCCUGAGAAACUGAAGAGCUGCCUGGUCACAGACGAUGAAGAGAUGGAGGUGAUUGUUCCUGGAUCGUUAAGGAGAAUCCAGUCCAUCAACAAACACAACAGAGCGGGAAGAACCAACUCUGACAUAAGCUGUAUCAUUUCCUCUUUGUUAAGACCGUCGAUGGGAUUGAGUGACAGCAGCAAGAGCCCACCAGGGGACCAGGACUCAGAAUCAGACGACGACUAUGAUGAUGUGGACAUCCCGACGAUACAGCCUCCUGGGUUCAUAAUGCCGCCUGAUGAAACGCCGCCUCCUCUCCCUCCAAAGCCCAAACAACGAACGAGCUCAGAGGAAAGCAUGGCGGCAGAAGACGAUCGAACAAGAAAGCUGACCUCUCUGUGCGCCCCCACCCCGCUCAUAAGGACGUCCAGCGGGACGCACGUGCGGCCCACACCACAACCGCGAACUACACGACACUCAGACCCUGCAUCCUUACCUCUCCAGUUUAAUGAGCCCCCACCUGACCUCCUUCCUCCUGAACUUCCCCCUAAAGGCAUACGCAGACGGCAGCCAACAACAAAGGAUCAUCCUGAGUGUGCCAGCCCCGUCCUGAAGAAACCUCCUGUCUACUUUAAAAAGAUCUUUCACGGCUGUCCUCUUAAAAUAAACUGCUCCACCACCUGGGAGAACCCCACCUCUAAAGACCAGCAUCUGAUCCUGGGGGCAGAGGAAGGGAUCUACACCCUGAACCUCAACGGCUCCGAGGCCACGAUGGAGCUGUUGUAUCCGGGGAAGUGUACCUGGGUGUACACCAGUAACAACGUCCUCAUGUCUGUAUCAGGUAAAUCGUCGCAGCUUCACUCCCACAUGCUGAAGGAGCUGCACGAACAGGCGCGCAAAGACCAGAGGAUGAGCGCCUUACCAACUCACAGACUGUUGCCUAGAAAAUGUGCGGUGACGUCUAAAAUACCCGACACCAAAGGCUGCAGGACCUGCUCAGUCGCAGGGAACAUGCAGCGAGGCUGUGCCUUCCUGUGCUGUGCUUUGGAGUCCAGUGUGGUGCUGCUGCAGUGGUACGAGCCCAUGCACAAGUUCAUGCUGAUUAAGCAUUUCGACUUCCCUCUGCCCAGCCCUCUGCGGGUGUUUGAGAUGGUGGUGGUGCCCCAGCAGGAGUACCCGAUGGUGUGUAUCGGUGUUUCUCGAGGCUCCAGCCCCAACCAUCCGGUCUAUGUAGAAUACAUUAACCUCAACUCCAACACGUCCUGGUUCACCAACACGGGUCUGGAGAGACCAUGUCCAGAAGUAGUCCAAGUAAACCAGCUGGACAAUAACUCGCUGCUCGUUCUCUUGGAAAGGUCGGUACAAAUAGUUGGUCUUGAUGGGGAGUUUAAGAGCGGCAGAACGCAGCACUCUGAGACCAUCUUCUCUCAAGAUGUUGAAUCUAUAGUGUAUUUUGAUGACACGCUGUUGGCAGUGUGGCGUCACGGCUGGUUGAGGAGAGGAAAAGGUUUCACGGAAAUGCUGGAGGAAAUCACGGACCACAAGAAGAUCCACAGACUCGUGCAGUCCGACAGGAUGGUCCUUUUAGAAACGCAUCAGAGCGAGGACCCGUCGGGGCUUUCCAACCUCUACGUCCUGGAGAUCGCCGAGAACUACGUCAUGCUGGCCUGACUCUCCCACGCCCUGCUUCUACUGGGACUUAAUACAAGAGAGAAAAGACACAUUGGGCUUCGACAUUUGGAUCUGUCAUCGUUAAGUUCGAUGCGUAUAGACGCCUCACUGCCCCAGUAUUUUAAUUUCUAACCAAAGGAGAGGUAAUCUGUCAGAAACAGGUGAUGCCAUGAUGCUGAAAGUUCAUUCUGACCUAAGAAGAGUUCUGUGUUGUAGCCUUUAUCCCUCAACCUCGGGGAGUUUGCUCUUAUUUAUGCCAUUUUCAACUUUGGUUUGUGCGAUCCAGAACAAACCAGAGCAUCCAGACAGCUGAGAAAACCCUGAAGGAAGGAAGGACCUCCUCUAACACUAAAGAGGAGGGGGCCAUCCUUUGUUCUGCCACAGUAUUGUUGAUCAGAGCAGCAGCAGCUGCCUGAGGGGACUGACACACGUGGCCUCCUGAAGACGCCACAUACAAGCUGAAAGCACUGCUGCUGCUCGCGCUGUGUGUUUAGUGACUUGAGCCUGUAUGUCACACUUUUUACUGCCGUUAACGUGUAAUAAAAUGAGUUAACACAA
Neolamprologus brichardi is the source of this 3269-nucleotide messenger RNA. Lineage: Eukaryota; Metazoa; Chordata; Actinopteri; Cichliformes; Cichlidae. The record is from RefSeq and is a predicted model, not a curated record.